Molecule: messenger RNA, 507 nt
Organism: Ctenocephalides felis (cat flea)
Lineage: Eukaryota; Metazoa; Arthropoda; Insecta; Siphonaptera; Pulicidae
Product: adult-specific cuticular protein ACP-20-like
Exons: 4
Coding region: 1-507 (168 amino acids)
Cellular component (GO): extracellular matrix
Source: RefSeq, a predicted model, not a curated record
AUGGGGGUUCUCUUGGUCUGCCUGGCAGCAGUGGCCCACAGAGCCCAAGCUGGUUAUGAAAUGAUGAUGGGAGGAAUGGGGGGCGGCAUGGGUGGAGGAAUGGGUGGUGGAAUGGGUGGUGGAAUGGGCCAUGCUUAUAGCCAUCAACAAAUCCAUCAAACUGCACACAGUAUGGGAGGAGGACAUUAUGAACAUUACCCUCAUCACUUCCCUGAAUACAAAUACGAUUAUGCCGUAAACGACUAUCACACCGGAGACAACAAAAAAGCUUGGGAGACUCGCCACGGAGACAUGGUUAAAGGAGGAUACAUGCUCCACGACGCCGAUGGCACGAUGCGCAUCGUAGAAUACCAAGCUGACAAAUUAAACGGUUUCAACGCUGUCGUCAAGAAGGUCGGUCAUGCCCAGCACCCCAUGAUCUACGGCAAAUACAUGGGCGGCGGCAUGGGGGGCGGUAUGGGAGGAGGCAUGGGUGGCGGUAUGAUGGGCAAAAUGGGUGGAUAUUAA